Messenger RNA from Mytilinidion resinicola, 1363 nucleotides. RefSeq lists its product as uncharacterized. Bases 153 to 962 code for a protein of 269 amino acids. NCBI's taxonomy places the organism in Eukaryota, Fungi, Ascomycota, Dothideomycetes, Mytilinidiales, Mytilinidiaceae. The transcript has a single exon. The record is from RefSeq and is a predicted model, not a curated record.
CCUCGGGUAGCUUUUGAACGCUACUGCUGUCGAACGCUGUGCCCUCGAAUCCUAAUUCCACCGUUUCACAAACAUCGUAACAAUAGUUGUCGGACCAAACUCUAUCCAUUAGCAUAUAUUUGCCGCAUUGCGAGCAAUCUACCACAUUCCUAAUGGUAAACCCGACCCAACCGUGCUCCUUCACAGGCAACGCAGAUCUCUACGGCAUCGGCAUCCGCAUCGGUCUCUACCUACAAUGGGUCACCACGCUUACGACAACGCUCUACGAGCCAAAAGAUGAGGAAAUUCUCCGCGUCAUCAAUCUCCUUAUCCAGUCGGCGGUAUUCAUGGGAUUGAUACUCCUGACAAGCCGGAACCAGAUCGAACCCGUUGAACCCGUCAUCUCCAUCUGGCUCAUUUUUGGCGCCCUUUCUAGCCUAAGCGGCAGCGGGAUGAACCCACUAGGCCACUUCUCUGGACUGUAUAGAGUGGCGUUGUAUACGGCUGUUGCUGGAUAUGCCUGCUGGUUCUGGUUCACUGGGCUUGAUGGGACGCUUCAGGGCCAGCAGUGCGAAACUGUCGCGUUCUUCGGUCGAGUGUCCAUCGCUGGUCGAUUCCGGACGUUUAACAAGAUCGCUUCAGCAUUCGGAGUGUGCAUUUGUGCGGUGUUCGUGGUUUUGACUGCAAGAGCGUUCUUCAGGCGUUACAAAGGUGUCCCUGAAGCGUCCAAACCUAAGCGGCAGAAAGUGUCGGUGGAGCUAUUCAUUGUGUCGACGGCUAUCAUCAUCAUCUCGGUAGUCGCGGUGGAGUAUCUUUUGCAGGCGAACGGGAUAACAGGAAUCAACCAGACGUUAUCAGUCGGACAGCUGAUUCCGCUUCUUGUUGGCGCGUUUAGUUUUGCGGAGAUCGUGUUCAGCGUCGUGAGAAAGAGAUUAUUUCGGAACGCGAGAUGCUGGGUUCUUUUCGGGCGUCAUCUUAGCUGAGCGUAAUGUGAGAGAAGGAUGAAUUCAAAGAGAGUCACGUGGCACCUCGAUUAUUCGUUUGAAGAAAGAGCAAGCGAGAGGUAUCCAACGGAGAUGGAACGAGGAGGCAGACGUGAGGAAAUGCCGCUUAGCUAGGCUAGCAGCAUUUCAUCAAGGCUUCCCGGAAUCCACUCUUUGCUCUUCGCAACAGUGACCGCAGGAGCCUCUUCAUCUACCAGUCGGGAGGCCGUCGAGGAAGGUUUGACACAUGGGUCGAUCUGUACAUUUGGAUGAUCUGUCUCGAUAGAUUUGAUAAUAGCAUCGACGGACCGAGGUUCCGUACAGUCGUAGAGAUAUGGAAUGGCUGCAACGUAAUUUCCGUAGUAGGGUAAAUUGUAACUCUGUAUGAGAGACCGGACAAC